Phyllopteryx taeniolatus (common seadragon) is the source of this 1891-nucleotide messenger RNA. Its product is annotated as RE1-silencing transcription factor. Gene Ontology annotation, cellular component: nucleus. The record is from RefSeq and is a predicted model, not a curated record. NCBI's taxonomy places the organism in Eukaryota, Metazoa, Chordata, Actinopteri, Syngnathiformes, Syngnathidae. The coding region runs from base 270 to 1682 and encodes 470 amino acids. Gene Ontology annotation, biological process: regulation of transcription by RNA polymerase II. Gene Ontology annotation, molecular function: RNA polymerase II cis-regulatory region sequence-specific DNA binding; DNA-binding transcription factor activity, RNA polymerase II-specific. The transcript is spliced from 8 exons.
GCUGACGAGCAUGACUACGGUUUGAUGACUUGAUGGUGUGAAGCCGAACUUGUUUUCUUUAUGGCUAGUGUCCUUGUACAAAAGUGAAAUACAUGUAUAUCAUUUAUUUAAGAGUAGGAUAGCUGUAAACACAAACGAAGCCGAAACAUGGAAUAUUGUCGUCUUUGGUGGCUCUGUUGUGACAUCAAAUUGUAGCUGUUUAAAUUUACUACGGGUGCUUUGUCACGAUCCCCUUCGCCAGGAGGAUGUUCUUCGACCUGUUUUGCUGAAUGCGGAACUCGGUUGCGCAGUGGCAUCGAGGUCCAUCUUUAAUCACGAUGACGACACACACGAGGACGUCAGCUGACACGUGCUGGGUCAAAGGCGACGACGCGGAGCCGACAUCCCGGUCGGCGGGCGACGGCGCGACGGCACGGAGCUGGACGCGGCGUUUCCGGGACGUGGACCCCGUCCCGCUUCAGCUGCAAGGCGGGCCCGCCAGCGCCCGUCUCUACUGUGACGUCAUCGACGGCCUGGCGGAGGGCGGUGGCCUGGCCGAGGUUUUCCUGGUAGAGAUCUUCCGCUGCAAAGUGUGCCGCUUCACCUGCGGGCUCAAGAGCGCCAUCUGCAGUCACUUGCUGCUGGCGCACGCCUCGCCGGAGGAGGCGGGGCUUCAGCGGCCGCCGCUGACCUACGCGCUCGACCUCAAACACGACGAUGACGACUUCCUGCUCUACGACAUGCUGCGCGACAUCGGCCCGCCCGCCUGCCACAUUGAUGCCCACGCGGGGUUAAAGGUCACGCACAACUGUGAGGUCAGCAGCCUUUUUGAGGACGACGAGUCCAUCUUCCCCGUGAAGACGGCGUUUCGUCCCGCGGAUCCCCCCGCCGUUCGCGAGGAGGCGGCGCAGUCCGCCCACCUCAUGACGCUCGGAUUGUGUCGCAUCGCCGGCGCGCGACCGCAGCCGGAGCCCGCGGCCGCGCAUCCCGCCCGUCCGACGUCGGACCCGCCGCUGUCCAAGGACGCCGAAAAGGACGUGAGGAAGGACGAUUGCCGCGCACCUGAGCGACGUCACGCGCGGCGUCGCACGACGGACGUCCAUCAGAGGCGGUCGGCUGAGCGGCGGGCGGAGCUAAAGUUACGUAGGAGGAGACCGGAGGCGGGGCAAAGAGGGGCAGAGUCACAUGACCUCGACGAGAACGCUGGUAAAAGUCGACGUGUGAUCGGACGAGCUGACGGGAAGAAGAAAAUGACGACACACCUGGACAGCUCUUGUCGCAGAUCAUCAACAGACAGACAAAAAAAAGAAAGAGGAGAGUUGGCGGCGUUCGUCUGCUCGCUUUGUCACAAGAAGUUGUCCAGCAAAGUCACUCUGCAGCGCCACCUGGGGGUCCACACUGGAAUCAAACUCUUCUCCUGUCCCACGUGUUCGUACACCAGCAGACUCAAGGAGUCGCUACAACAACACGUCAGGACGCACACUGGUGAAAAGCCUUACAGGUGUGCGUCGUGUCCGUACGCUUCCAUCGAUCGGAGUUCUCUGCUGCGACAUUCCCGAACGCACAGCCAAGAAAAACCGUACAAGUGUUCACAAUCAUCCAGAAGAAGAGUUUGGAUCUUCACGCACGUCGCCAUCACACGGGGGAAACGUUUCCGUGCCAACAGUGCGACUACGCUAGCGCAGACCGCCAGUUGCUGCUGAGACACACGCGCAGACAUCAUCAUCAUCGUCGGCAGCCGCACGCGUCCUCCCACAAUGCCGAGGGGCAACUUGAGGCGCCGAUGUCAAAGGCGAGAAUGGGCUGAAGACGACAAAUGCAAUUUUGUCAAACAUGAAUUUUCUUUUCAAGAUGUCACUGAAUGCUUUUCUGCUUUUUUCAUAAAAAUAUGACGUUGACACUUAAUAAGCAA